AUGCUUCGCUGCCUUGGUCGGUCCACCGCCUCUAAUGCAGGUCUCCGGUCGUUCUCCACUUCGACCGCCCGCAGGAGCUAUAGUGAUACUAUCCAGAACUUGCGUAUCCACAAGGAUACAAAGGUGCUUUGCCAAGGUUUUACUGGCAAAACCGGCACAUUCCACUGCAGGGAGGCAUUAGCUUACGGUACCAAAAUGGUGGGGGGUGUUUCUCCCAACAAGGCGGGUCAAACUCAUCUCGGUCUGCCUGUGUUUGGCUCCGUCCGGGAGGCCGUCAGAGAAACACAACCCGAUGCUACUGUCCUGUAUGUCCCACCACCAACGGCCGCAGAUGCCAUCAUAGAGGCCGUCGAGAACGAGAUUGGUUUGAUUGUUUGUAUCACAGAGGGUAUUCCACAGGCAGAUGAGAUAAGGGUGGUGAAUGUUCUCGAGAGUCAGUCCAAGUCACGCCUUGUCGGGCCUAAUUGCCCUGGUGUCAUCAACCCACUGGGCUGCAAGAUGGGUAUCCAGCCCGGCCACAUACACAAGCCCGGCAAAAUCGGUAUCGUUUCUCGGUCCGGCACGCUGACGUAUGAAGCUGUUGCUCAAACAACGGACGUUGGACUCGGACAGUCACUUUGUGUGGGCAUCGGCGGUGACCCAUUCCCUGGCACACGACACAUCGACGUUAUCAAAGUCUUCCUUGAGGACGACGCCACAGAAGGAAUUGUCAUCAUUGGCGAGAUCGGUGGUUCCAUGGAAGAGGAGGCCGCCGAGUAUUUGGAGAAGUACAACAAAACACGCAAGAAUCCCAAACCGGUCGUGGGCUUUAUUGCUGGUCGGACUGCUCCACCUGGACGUCGUAUGGGCCAUGCCGGUGCCAUCAUCUCUGGUGGAAAAGGCGCUGCUACAGAUAAAGUAGCCGCACUUGAAAAGGCUGGUGCCAUUGUCACCGAUAGUCCAGCAAAAAUUGGUGCAGAAAUGCUCAAGGCUAUGAAAGCGGCUGGUCUCGUAUAG
This is a messenger RNA of Pisolithus orientalis, 996 nucleotides long. Its product is annotated as succinate-CoA ligase. The transcript is spliced from 9 exons. Gene Ontology annotation, biological process: tricarboxylic acid cycle. Gene Ontology annotation, cellular component: succinate-CoA ligase complex (ADP-forming); mitochondrion. NCBI's taxonomy places the organism in Eukaryota, Fungi, Basidiomycota, Agaricomycetes, Boletales, Pisolithaceae. Bases 1 to 996 code for a protein of 331 amino acids. Gene Ontology annotation, molecular function: succinate-CoA ligase (GDP-forming) activity; succinate-CoA ligase (ADP-forming) activity. The record is from RefSeq and is a predicted model, not a curated record.